Molecule: messenger RNA, 804 nt
Organism: Aphanomyces invadans
Lineage: Eukaryota; Oomycota; Saprolegniomycetes; Saprolegniales; Verrucalvaceae
Exons: 1
Coding region: 93-377 (94 amino acids)
Molecular function (GO): DNA binding; zinc ion binding
Source: RefSeq, a predicted model, not a curated record
AAUGGAACAUAUGUAAGGGAAUUACCUGGCCCUUCACCCGGUUUUUUCUCUUGUGAGGGAGUCGUGAAUUUGAACGGCGCCAACCAAGAGCGAUGCCAGCGACGACCAACGUGAAUCCGUGGAAGCGGUGCGAACUCCCGAUCCUGGGCAUCGCCAAGAACAGUGCGUCGACGUGCCAAGCCUGUCGCGACGCGAUUCAGACCGGUAGCAUCCGCGUCGGGAUCAUCUUUCACCACGUGAACGGCAACAUUGGGAUCGACUGGCACCACUUGACGUGCUGCGAAACACCCGCGACGUUGCCGGAAGUCGAAGGGUAUGAACUGCUGGGGGACCAAGAGAAGGAAGUUUUGCACCACUGGAUCCAGUCGUGUGUGUGAUGAUCGGCGCCUCCGUCGUUGAAAGUAUUUAUCGUCCGCCCCCUCGUCAUCGUGCGAUGUCGGCAGCAGACUCGCGCGCGUCCAUCUCUAAUCGUAACUUAUCUCCACGUUUCUUCGCGGUCAAUGGCGUUUGCGUUGGUGCGAUGUGGUCGACAUCGUGUGACAUGAGCACAGUCGAGCUCAGCCGGUAGACAUGGAGCCUGCCGUUCUCCAUCACGUUGUUGAACGUUUUUCGAGCUUCCAGUCGGUGCUGGAGUCGUCGAAGCGCUCUCAACGACUCUUCUCGGUCAUUCCGCACCCUCCGCACCAUGCCAUUCCCCUCCCUUCUCGUGUAGCCACGAUGCCGGUGAUCGCCGUGGCGACAUCUUUCGACGGCGGCGCAAUGCCAACGAUACAACGUGAUCCCUCGGAUUACUCGUGGACUUUG